Messenger RNA from Fonsecaea pedrosoi CBS 271.37, 921 nucleotides. RefSeq lists its product as uncharacterized. The coding region runs from base 1 to 921 and encodes 306 amino acids. The record is from RefSeq and is a predicted model, not a curated record. The transcript has a single exon. NCBI's taxonomy places the organism in Eukaryota, Fungi, Ascomycota, Eurotiomycetes, Chaetothyriales, Herpotrichiellaceae.
AUGGCAUCUCUCCAUCAUCUGACACCGUUCAGCUCGACGAGACCAACACUGGUUACCGCUCAACAUUCUCAAGUCCGUCAAGAGGCAGAGUACAUCCAGGAGCGUAUAGCCGCUGCGGAGUGCCUGUACAGACGACUAACGGCAGAGAUAACAAAGACGCAACACAGACUGGUGGAAGCUCGAAAACAUAAGAGUUCCGAUGGGCUGACAAAUUCUUUGAAAAGGAGCAUCAGAAAGAAGCGAUCACGUCUGAACCGAUGUGUGAAGAACCGCCAGGCGUUUGAGGCAAGAUUGGCCACUAUCUUUGCUGAGAUGGACAGAAUGGAGCAACGACAAUGGCGCCACAGCUCUCCGAACCUCCCCGACUUUGGGAGAUCUCAUGUCCCUGAGGAUAGGAAUGCCUCGAUAGCAGUGCCGAGCUGGACGACCUCGUACAUGUCAACCCCAUCAGUCAGGAGCACUGUGCAGACUCUCGAUAUACCGACUAUUCCAAUGCAAUUGCAAUCCCUUCACCAUGCUGUUCCUAUUCACACUCCCCAGACACCCGUCAUACGUCCAACGCAGUUUUCGCAGAUAACAUUAGGCCGUCCGCACGAGCAAGACUUGGGUUUCUCUCAAGCUGGCAAUGAUGCUGUGAUCAGCCCAAGUGAUACAGUUUCUUCUUAUGAAUUGAAUUCACCAAACGGUUUUCCAGUCACUUACAUUCCUGCCGCCCAUCAAGCUGACGUGCUCGACGCGCUGCAUCGGAUGCACAUCUCUACACCGCAGGAGUCUCAUACGCAGCCUUCGAGUAUACCAACCACAGCGAUAGGGCAGGGCAAUAUCGAUUUUUCUCAUCGUCUCCGCAUGUUUGAUCACCAAAGUGCCGCGUUUCGACUGGAGAGAGCGGCCAGAAAGCACAAGGGCCACCGGUCGUGCUAG